Daucus carota subsp. sativus is the source of this 465-nucleotide messenger RNA. RefSeq lists its product as uncharacterized. The record is from RefSeq and is a predicted model, not a curated record. Lineage: Eukaryota; Viridiplantae; Streptophyta; Magnoliopsida; Apiales; Apiaceae. The transcript has a single exon. Bases 1 to 465 code for a protein of 154 amino acids.
AUGAACACUUCCACUCAAGGGCUAGUGGUAGAUGGUGGUGGGGGGAACAAGGAAGGAAUCGUCGGCAUGUUAGGCAGAGAAGUGGCUGGCAAAGGUGGCAGAGUCGCCUUUGGGAGAGUAGGCAUGGUGGGCAGAACUGGUUUUGGCAAAGAUGGGAUUUGUGUGGUUGGCUUUGGGAGAGUCGGCGUAGAAGGCAGAGGAGGCAAUGCGGUUUUGGGUAGUGUUGGCAUGGCGGGCAGAGGAGGCGAUGCGACUUUGGGUAGUGUUGGCAUGGCAGGCAGAGGAGGCGAUGCAAUCUUGGGUAGUGUUGGAGUAGAAGGCAAAGGAGGCAAUGCGGUUUUAGGUAGUGUUGGCAUAGGAGGCAAUGCGGUUUUGGGUAGUGUUGGCGUAGCAGGCAGAGGAGGCAAUGUGACCUUAGGCAGGGACGGAAUUGCAGGCAAAGGAGGAGAAGCCUGGAGAAGUUGA